Molecule: messenger RNA, 1997 nt
Organism: Echinops telfairi (small Madagascar hedgehog)
Lineage: Eukaryota; Metazoa; Chordata; Mammalia; Afrosoricida; Tenrecidae
Gene: PGAP3
Product: post-GPI attachment to proteins phospholipase 3
Exons: 11
Coding region: 1-1275 (424 amino acids)
Biological process (GO): GPI anchor biosynthetic process
Cellular component (GO): endoplasmic reticulum membrane
Molecular function (GO): hydrolase activity, acting on ester bonds
Source: RefSeq, a predicted model, not a curated record
AUGAGAGAGACCUCCUACCUGCAGGCGUUGGAAGGGCAAGCGCCCACGGCCCCACCUGAGCUGGUGACCAAGAGCCCCCUGGACAGAGAGGAAAGGCACAAAGAGGGAGGACAGGAAGAUCCCCGAGUAGAACGCAAGGGUCCAUGCACCUCCCACAUGGAGAAGAGUCACCUGGACCUCCGGAGCCCCAACCUCAAGACAAAGACCUGGAGGCGGGCCCAGAGCAGAGCCAAGGUCUGGAGAGAUAAACUGGAGCAGGGGUCCGGCUGCCCGGAGCAUCCCAAUUGUCCCCCAAGUUCGGGUCCCGGGAGCCGGCGGACCCACGGCCCGCCCCGGCUGCAGGGCGGGCCGCCGCUGCCCCGCGCCCUCCUCCCCGCAGACCCACCGUGGCCGGUCUACCGGGACUGCGUGCUCCGCUGCGAGGAGCGGAACUGCUCCGGGGGCGCGCUGAGGCACUUCCGUUCCCGCCAGCCAAUCUACAUGAGCCUGGCAGGCUGGACCUGCCAAGAUGACUGUAAGUAUGAGUGUAUGUGGCUCACCGUCCACCUCUACCUUCAGGAGGGCCACAGAGUACCUCAGUUCCACGGCAAGUGGCCCUUCUCCCGGUUCCUGUUCUUCCAAGAGCCAGCUUCUGCCAUGGCCUCCUUCCUUAAUGGCAUGGCCAACCUGAUGAUGCUCUGCCGCUACCGCACCUCCGUGCCGGCCUCCUCGCCCAUGUACCACACCUGCGUGGCCUUCGCCUGGGUCUCCCUCAAUGCCUGGUUCUGGUCUACAGUCUUUCACACCAGGGACACCGACCUCACAGAGAAAAUGGACUACUUCUGUGCCUCCACCGUCAUCCUCCACUCCAUCUACCUGUGCUGCGUCAGGACUGUGGGGCUGCGGCGUCCAGCUGUCAUCAGCACCUUCAGGGCCCUCCUGCUGCUGCUGCUGACUGCACACAUCUCCUACCUGAGCCUCGUCCGCUUCGACUAUGGCUACAACCUAGCUGCCAACGUGGCGAUCGGUGUGGUGAACACAGUGUGGUGGCUGGCCUGGUGCCUGUGGAACCGCCGGCGGCUGCCACAUGUGCACAAGUGCGUGGCGGUGGUCCUGCUGUUGCAGGGACUGUCCCUGCUUGAGCUGCUGGACUUCCCGCCGCUCCUCUGGGUCCUGGAUGCGCAUGCCAUGUGGCACAUCAGUACCGUCCCUGUCCACGUGCUCUUUUUCAGCUUCCUGGAGGAGGACAGCCUGUACCUGCUGAAGGAGCCAGAGGCCAAGUUCAAGCUGGACUGAGGCCUGGGAGCAAGUCAUCCCACCCUGCCGGCCUCCCUCCCCCACCCAGCUCUGGAGAUGAUUGAUUGCCUCCUUUUAGCAAUUUGCACUUGGACAGGAGAAGCAUGCAUGCCCGGUGUCCACCCCAUUGCCUGGCCUGCCCGCAUGUGGCCGGACCGAUGUGGGAGUCCCGCCUCGGCUGGCCUCUCAGCACCUCAGUCUGCAAAGCAGUCUGGUUCCUGGAGGUGAACUAGGGGAGCUGAGUGUGCUGCACCCCACUGAGAGACUUCCCCUGCCUCCUCACCACACUGCCCCUCUGCCUGACGUUUUCCCCGAGCGACAGGUCUAGCUGAGAGACCAGGCACCUACCAUUUUACUUGGCAGACUGCUGGGUUGCCUUCUGAUCCUCCACCCCUUCCCCAGGGCACCGCUAGGUGGCAGUCAGUGUUCGAACUUGGGCUGCAGGUCAGGUCUCAGAGCUGUUUUCCCUUGGGACUCGGGCUAGGCCUUGGGAAGGUCCCAGGACUCCUGCCCCGGUGGCCCCUCCAGAGGCCUCACCACACUUCCACUUAGGGCCAGGGCCCCAAAGAUCUGAGUGGCAGCCCUCACAGCCUCUGUACUGUUGCCUGGAGUGGGGCCUGAGCUCUGUGGGUGUGGGUCACCCACAGGCACUAGCAUUUAGCACAUUACCGUCUUGUGCAGCCCACACCUCUGACGACUUCCAGAACACGUUUGUGAGUGGU